Messenger RNA from Arvicanthis niloticus (Nile rat), 408 nucleotides. The record is from RefSeq and is a predicted model, not a curated record. NCBI's taxonomy places the organism in Eukaryota, Metazoa, Chordata, Mammalia, Rodentia, Muridae.
AUGGCUGCCCUCCGGCCUCUGGUGAAGCCCAAGAUUGUCAAAAAUAGGACCAAGAAGUUCAUCAGGCAUCAGUCAGACCGAUAUGUGAAAAUUAAGCGAAACUGGCGGAAACCCAGAGGCAUUGACAACUGGGUGCGGAGAAGAUUCAAGGGCCAGAUCUUGAUGCCCAACAUUGGUUAUGGGAGCAACAAGAAAACCAAGCACAUGCUGCCCAGGGGCUUCUGGAAGUUUCUGGUCCACAAUGUCAAGGAGCUGGAAGUGCUGCUGAUGUGCAACAAGUCUUACUGUGCUGAGAUUGCUCACAAUGUGUCCUCUAAGAACCAGAAAGCCAUCGUAGAAAGAGCAGCACAGCUGACCAUCAGAGUCACCAAUCCCAACACUAGGCUAUGCAGCGAAGAGAAUGAAUAG